CUUCUAGGAAGAUUUUGUGGUGACAAGAUCCCUGAACCAGUAAUCUCCACGGACAGCAGGCUGUGGAUUGAGUUCCGGAGCAGCAGUAACAUCCUGGGCAAAGGCUUCUUUGUGGUCUAUGAAGCUAUUUGCGGUGGAGAAAUUCACAAAGAUGCUGGCCAGAUCCAAUCUCCCAAUUACCCAGAUGACUACAGACCUUCCAAAGAGUGUGUUUGGAAAAUCACAGUUUCUGAGGGCUUUCACAUAGGAAUCACAUUCCAAGCCUUUGAGAUUGAAUGGCACGAUGCAUGUUCUUAUGACUACCUGGAGAUCCGAGAUGGCCUCACUGAAUACAGCCCGCUGAUCGGUCGCUUCUGUGGUUACGAGAAGCCAGAAGAUAUCAAAUCCAGUUCAAAUAAAGUAUGGAUGAAGUUUGCAUCUGAUGCAACCAUCAAUAAAGCAGGCUUUGCAGCAAAUUUCUUUAAAGAGAUGGAUGAAUGUUCUCUGCCAGACAAUGGUGGGUGUGAGCAGCACUGUGAGAACACACUGGGCAGUUACAAAUGCACCUGUGAGCCUGGCUAUGAGUUGACAGCUGAUAAAAAGAGCUGUGAAGCUGCCUGUGGGGGUUUCAUCACCAAGCUCAAUGGGACCAUUACUAGCCCUGGAUGGCCCAAGGAAUAUCCUACUAACAAAAACUGCAUCUGGCAGGUGGUAGCUCCAGCCCAGUACCGGAUCUCUCUGCAGUUCGAAGUGUUUGAGCUGGAAGGCAAUGAUGUCUGUAAAUAUGACUAUGUUGAGGUUCGUAGUGGGUUGGCUUCUGACUCCAAGCUGCAUGGCAAAUUCUGUGGCUCAGAGAAGCCCGAAGUAAUCACAUCGUAUGGCAACAACAUGAGACUGGAGUUCAAAUCAGACAACACGGUCUCCAAGAAAGGCUUUAAAGUUCACUACUUUUCUGACAAGGAUGAAUGCUCCGAAGAUAAUGGUGGUUGCCAGCAUGAAUGUAUCAACACCUUUGGGAGCUAUGUAUGCCAGUGCAGAAAUGGCUUCAUGCUGCAUGAAAACAGCCAUGAUUGUAAAGAAGCUGGUUGUGAGCACAAGCUGAGUGCUGCAGAGGGAACAAUGAGCAGUCCAAACUGGCCUGACAAGACCUUCAAUGAGUUUGAGAUUGAACAGCACCAAGAAUGUGCCUAUGACCACUUGGAAAUGUAUGACGGGCCCAACAGCAAGUCACCUAUCCUUGGCCGCUUCUGUGGCAGCAAGAAACCAGACCCUGUAGUGGCUUCUGCCAACAAGAUGUUCCUUAGGUUUUACUCUGAUGCUUCUGUGCAAAGAAAAGGUUUCCAGGCAAAGCACAGCACUGAGUGUGGUGGGCUCCUAAAGGCUGAAGUACGAACUAAGGAACUGUAUUCCCAUGCUCAGUUUGGGGACAACAACUACCCAGGUCAAGCAGACUGUGAAUGGGUGAUUGUAGCUGAAGAUGGUUAUGGGGUGGAGCUGAUAUUCCAGACAUUUGAGAUCGAGGAGGAGGCCGACUGUGGGUACGACUACAUGGAGAUUUAUGAUGGUUACGACAGCACUGCACCCCGCCUGGGACGCUUCUGUGGCUCAGGGCCUCUGGAAGAAAUCUACUCUGCAGGGGAUUCCAUCAUGAUUCGAUUCCACACAGACGACACCAUCAACAAGAAAGGCUUUCACGCCCGAUACAUAAGUACCAAAUUUCAGGAUGCAUUGCACAUGAGAAAGUAGUUUUACUGCUCCUCACAGACAUUCCCGUCUGAAGAUUGAGACAUUUAAUUGUGAUCUUUGUCUUUUUUUUUUUUAAGCUUCUGUGCACCUGACCAAAAGCAGUGUACAGUAUUUUCUGUAACUAAAACUAAAUCCAGUCUCAAAGGUUUGCCUCUGAAAUUAUUAGCAUGACCCUUUCUUAUUAACAUACCCAGGACCAAAAAUUGUCUUCUAAUUGUAUCUAACAGGGCAUAAAUAUUUUAUUUUGCACAGCUUGCCAUGGGGCUGAGUGAAGACUGAGAUUGAAUUGAGAAAAACCUUCAUCUCUUGCAUAUCCUCUUUCUAGGUGACAUUUUCUAAGCAUCCUGUACACAUGAGCUGUCUGAACUCAUUUUCUGGAGCAGAUGGUGUGGACAGCCACCCAGUAAGAAUUUCUCAAAGGACCUUCGGGGCCACCCACUCUCCCCUACCAGCCCAAAAUACUCUGUGCAAUAAGUGAACA
Leptosomus discolor (cuckoo roller) is the source of this 2206-nucleotide messenger RNA. The record is from RefSeq and is a predicted model, not a curated record. Lineage: Eukaryota; Metazoa; Chordata; Aves; Leptosomiformes; Leptosomidae.